AUGUUUGACGAUGCAUCCCGUUUUUUUGCUAGGUCGAAUUAUCAUAAGCCUGAUGUUUUAAGGCGUAUCGCGAAUGAUCUCUCGUUACUAUGCAAUAUGUAUCACCUUUCUUGUCGUGUUUCUCCGUGGGGUGGCACUCAACAGUUGAAGCUAUGUGUGUAUGGCGGUUUGCCUAUUUCGGUUAGGUGCUGCGUUGAAGCUGCUGAACAAACGAAGAAUGACGGCGGAAAAUCGAAGUUUGUUUUGCCUGUGCAAAUUUGGCUUACGCAACAGUUUCCUAUUGAUCCACCUUCAAUAUUUAUUCACUGCAAUGAACCUGGGUGCAAGGUGUUGAGCAACCAUAAGUACGUGGAUGUCACAGGGCGUUGUCACACACCGGAACUUGCUGGCUGGCGACCAACCUCUUCAUCACUUGUCUCCGUCAUCUCUGGGUUGAAGGAAUUGCUGGAAGAGGAAAAUAUUUCUCCUCUUUGUGUUGACCGAAAUUUUCUUAAUGUUCUGGCGCUAGAACAGCGGGCGUCUUUGGUGGCAAGUCAGGAUGUUGACGCUGAAUGUCUUAGCCAAACAGGAGGGGAGAACGCUCAAUGUGUCAUUUGCUUUGGCCCAAAGGACACGGUGCUGGUACCAUGUGGACACUACUGUUUGUGUGUUUCUUGUGCAUCAAAUUUAUCCCAGUGCCCAGUUUGUCGGGAGGUCACAAAGUUUCGCCAACGGGUGUACAACUAA
Messenger RNA from Trypanosoma brucei brucei TREU927, 726 nucleotides. RefSeq lists its product as hypothetical. Gene Ontology annotation, biological process: protein modification process; protein transport. The coding region runs from base 1 to 726 and encodes 241 amino acids. The record is from RefSeq and is a predicted model, not a curated record. The transcript has a single exon. NCBI's taxonomy places the organism in Eukaryota, Euglenozoa, Kinetoplastea, Trypanosomatida, Trypanosomatidae.